AUGACUCGCAGUCAAAAUAUUCGUGUCUAUCGCGCAUGCCAACGUUGUCGUCAACGCAAACUCAAAUGUGAUCCGUCCAACUUGUCCGAUGGAACAAAGUCUUCCUGCGUUCAGUGCAUCCGUUCCGGUAAUGAGUGCAUACUUGCCGGGUCACGGCGCGGAGGCGACUUCUCACGGUCUCGACGCUCAUACAGGGAGCGAAGCUCUUCAACCCUCAGUAGGACUAACAUAGGCCACGGACUGCAUGACGAGCAAGUUAGAGAUGACGAGAAAGUAAUCGAAGAUCCAAUCUAUGCCGAGUUAACGAAUCCGGGAGAUGCACUCCACAUCCUUGCGCAACUCGCGGCGAACGACUCCCAGGCUCCCAACCCUAAUGACUCUACGACCUUCGAUCCUUUCCCGGUGACUCCAUCUGCAAAGCGAGAGGGAACAGAUACUGCCGUCAAUGCAGAGGGCCCAAUUGAUUCCACGGAGCCUCCUGUGUUGCAGUCGACAUUGUCCGAGACAGAAACACUAGUGAUCGGCGUUUUAGGCACAGAUACUGUGUGCCGCCUUGUACAUCACUACGCGGCAAAUUACCAUCCUUUCUGUCCCCUCGCACCAAAACGACUUCUGGCGACGACGGAUCCGCGUAAGGCGGCGGUAGACGAGCCGUUCCUGCUGACAGUGCUUCUGACCAUUGCAUCUAAACACGAGCCCGCAUAUAAAGAUAUCCACCAACAUUGCUGGAAGUACCUCAAUCGGCACUUGUUAGAUAUACUUCUCGCCACGCCAUCCACUCUAAGGGUCGGGUCUGUCGAAGGUCUCCUGCUUCUCGCGGAGUGGGUUCCUUAUAUGCAACUCGAGACCUGCUCCUAUCCUAAUAUGUUCCCGAGGAACCUAAGCGCGGUCGAGGAUAAUAUGGCCUGGUCACUCAUCGGCCAGGCAGUGAGGCAUUCUUAUCUCCUGCGUCUCAGACAAGGCAUCCUUUCGGGAGACGGCUCUUGGAGAGUCGCAAGAACUCGAGAAUCGAAAGCUCUUAGCGUGGAUCUGUGCGUUUCAUUAGACCCCAGUUAUAAAGCGAUACUGACUAGCUUUGCUAGUUGUAUAUAUCUCCGACCGACAGAUCUCCGUCCGAAUGGGACAGUCAUUCUGGUCGCGAGGACCCUCGCUCUCGACGAACUUCACAGCCAAUGA
Molecule: messenger RNA, 1176 nt
Organism: Penicillium mononematosum
Lineage: Eukaryota; Fungi; Ascomycota; Eurotiomycetes; Eurotiales; Aspergillaceae
Product: Zn(II)2Cys6 transcription factor
Exons: 3
Coding region: 1-1176 (391 amino acids)
Biological process (GO): regulation of DNA-templated transcription
Cellular component (GO): nucleus
Molecular function (GO): zinc ion binding; DNA-binding transcription factor activity, RNA polymerase II-specific
Source: RefSeq, a predicted model, not a curated record